AUGCUCCAGACUCUCAAUGAUUCAGACAGUGGGAACUUUGAGGCCGAGAUUGAUGCCGUUAGUGACACUGACACAUCAGAUGGUGAAGACUCAAGCGGUGAUGAGCUUGGAACAUUGAGGACAAUCCUCACUGUCCCUCAACCGGAAGCACCCAUGCACAAGGCACUCGAAACUCUUAAAGCUCUCAAGAAGGACUACCUUACACUCUCAGCUACUGUUCCUGCCUGCAGCCGUAACCAUGCACUCAAGAAGACAUCCACUCUCGACACGAAAAUCACUGCCAAAGGGAAAAAGUACACAUUGUUCUAUCAUUUCUGGGUCAUCCCUGGUGUCUUCCCAAUGACCCCACAGCCUGACAAUGACCCAUGUAGUCCUACACGUUGGGCAUCUCCCAAGGCGAGGUGCCAUGGUGCCAUGGCGGAAUUAUAUAAGUGUGUGUCCAAGGACUUGCACAAGUCCAUGGAGAAAUAUACAGCAUUCGAUUCUUUGUUUCGUGCUGCAGUUAGCACUGAGCAGUCAAAUAUUGUGCACGCUAUCAAGAGCUGUGCAAGUCUCAUCUUCUCAAUGCUCAAGCUUGACCCCACUCUCUUUUCAUCUCAGACAGAUGCCAGAAAGCGAGACAACCAUGACCUCCUUCGUCUGCUGAAGAAGAAUGGCAAGGGAGAGUACAUUCGGCUAACACCCAUCCUGUUUGCGAGACCAGAUGCCAUGGUGGCCGAUGAGUUCCUCAAGAAUCCUGUACUAGUCAAAAUCGUUCACAUUGAAAUGUACAGGAAGAAGAUACUUUCUGGAAAGACCAAGGGUCAGAAGGCUAGGGGACAGUGCUGCAAUGCGCAAUGUGUCACCAAAGGUUUAAUUGCAGGUGCUGCAGUUAUGGCACAUUUUUUGUUGACACAUGAUCCUGAGUUUACUGCGACCAGUGUGGGGAAUUCCCCCACUGUAGGCAUAAAACCCCGUCCUUUCCACAUCGUCUCACAUCAGUUCUCCAUAUUCCACACAUUCCGCAUUUCCCACACAUCGUCCAAUGGGUUCCGCAUUCCCACGCAUCCUUCGGAACCCGCCUGCACUAUCUGA
Suillus paluster is the source of this 1074-nucleotide messenger RNA. RefSeq lists its product as uncharacterized. Lineage: Eukaryota; Fungi; Basidiomycota; Agaricomycetes; Boletales; Suillaceae. The transcript is spliced from 6 exons. The record is from RefSeq and is a predicted model, not a curated record. The coding region runs from base 1 to 1074 and encodes 357 amino acids.